Messenger RNA from Hypanus sabinus (Atlantic stingray), 3756 nucleotides. It is a transcript of the gene ufl1, whose product is annotated as UFM1-specific ligase 1. The record is from RefSeq and is a predicted model, not a curated record. Gene Ontology annotation, cellular component: endoplasmic reticulum membrane. The coding region runs from base 310 to 2697 and encodes 795 amino acids. Gene Ontology annotation, biological process: protein K69-linked ufmylation; regulation of proteasomal ubiquitin-dependent protein catabolic process; response to endoplasmic reticulum stress. The transcript has 19 exons. Gene Ontology annotation, molecular function: UFM1 ligase activity. Lineage: Eukaryota; Metazoa; Chordata; Chondrichthyes; Myliobatiformes; Dasyatidae.
CGGAGGGCCACUGUACAAGUUGUAAACUCUGUCAGCUCCAUCUUCCCCUCUGCUAUCCGGUUUCCGAAUGGCAGCAGAAAUCCCUUUCCCCUUUGUUAUUGAUUUUUGUGAUCCGUGGCAAAGCAGAUUUCACACUCCGCAAGUCAGUGCCUGUAAACGUGGAAGCGCUUCUCUGCAGAAGAGCACAGGCGAGGUGGAUGUCGCAAGCGGAACGAGAACGCCGGUCGCACUGCGAGGUUUGUCCGCGCCGAGAGCCCGUACGGCAGUGCGGACGUGUGACUGCGGCGGGGCCCGGAGAACCGACCGACAAUGGCCGCAGACUGGGCUGAGAUCCGCCGGCUGGCGGCCGACUUCCAGCGAGCGCAGUUCGCCAGCACCGCGCAGAGGUUAUCGGAACGAAACUGUGUUGAAAUUGUUGCUAAGCUGAUAGCAGACAAACAGUUGGAUGUGAUACACACGUUGGAUGGUAAGGAGUAUAUCACUCCAGCUCAAGUUGCUAAAGAGAUGCAGGAUGAGCUGUACAUUCAUGGAGGCAGGAUAAAUAUUGUGGAUCUUCAACAUAUUCUCAAUGUGGAUCUAACACACAUUGAAAGCAAAGCAAGUGACAUUGUUAGAUCAAACCGAAAUAUUCAGCUUGUGUUAGGCCAGCUGAUCGAUGAAGCCUACCUGGAUCGGAUGGCAGAAGAGGUAAACGAUCGUCUGCAGGAAGCUGGCCUUGUAACCAUAGCAGAACUCUGCAAGUUGUAUGAUCUUCCAAUUGACUUUCUCACAGAGGAAUUGUCACGUCGCCUCGGCAGAAUUAUAAAUGGACAGAUGGACACCUAUGAUCGAGGUGUCAUUUUCACAGAUGCGUUCAUUGCCCAACACAAGGCCCGGAUUCGUGGACUUUUCAGUGCGGUGACUAGGCCAACACCAAUAAGCUCUUUGAUAUCGCAAUACAAAUUUCAAGAACAUCUUCUUUAUUCUUUUCUUGAGGAGUUCAUUAGUAUCGGUCGUUUGAAUGGAGCAGUGAUUGGCGGCAGGCAGGAUAAGGCCGUCUACGUCCCUGAUAUCUAUUCGAGAACUCAAAAUAACUGGGUCGACUCAUUUUAUAAGCAAAACGGCUAUUUGGAAUUCGAUACUCUGUCCAGGCUGGGAAUUCCAGAUCCAGUAAGUUAUAUAAAGAAGCGAUACAAAUCAGCAUCAAUGACCAUAUUGAAAGCGGUGUGUGUUGACCAGACUAUUGUGGACCAGGUAGAGGCUUCAGUAGAGGAGGCUAUCCGUUCUGGCACUUGGGUGGAUAUACAGCCCCUAUUGCCUAGUUUGUUUUCUGUGGAAGAUGCCUCCAUUUUACUCCAGCAGUUAAUGAGGACAGUGAACAAGCAUUCUGCUUCCAGGAUCUUUGCUGAUACCAUUGUGGUCAGUGAACAAUUUAUCAGUAGCUGUGUGGCACUAUUUGAGCAGAGGAUGCAGCACAAGGCUGAAAAGGAGUUGCAGAACAAUCAUGCACAUGUGUUAACAGAGGAGGACCUGAAGCAAGCUGCCAUUAUUGCAGAAAGUAUGAUCUCAGUUAAAAAGGACAAGCGAGAGGACAGGAAGAAGAAAGCAUUAGAUGGCAGUGGAAGUACCCGAGCAGGAGGCGGUGGCAACGCAAGAGAAAUCAGGACCAGAAAGAGCAAGAAGAGAGGAAAGAAAGAUGAAGAUAGCGAUGAAGAGACCCAAAGCACAGGUAAACACAAGCCAAAGGAAGUACUUUUCCUGCCAAAAGAAGAAAUUGAAAGCAUUUUAAAGAGUUAUAACGAGGAAUGUCCUGAGGAAAUGAUUAGUGAACUCGCCAAACACUUGAUCAGACCUUUAAAUAAAAGUUAUCAGGAAGUGUUACAUACGGUGUUCACAUCCACUGCCUCCUCUACCUCAGGGGCAAGUCGGAAAAAGACGGUGAAAGAACUACAGGAGGAGGUCUCACAGUUCCACAACAAUAUAAAGUUGUUUGAGAAGGGAGCCAAGCUCUUUACUGAUGACACACAAGUUCAAUUAGAAAAGCACUUGUUGAAGACCAUUUCCACUGAUAUUUGCAAUCUCCUUUACAAUUUCGUGGCUGGGGAUCUCAUGAUGGCAGUGGAAAACUACACGUCAAUAACCUCAGAGCUCAGAUUGAAAAUUCUGGCAAAACUACCCGAGGAAACCAGAGGUCCUCUUUUGAAGCUUCAUAAUUCACUGAAUGGCAAAAGCAUUGAGGAAUUUCAAUCUGUUUUGGAUGGCGCGACAGAUGUUUGUGGAAUUAUGCUGAAAAAGGUGGACAAAAAGAAAGAAAGGCAGGUCCUGUUUCAGCACCGGCAGGCAUUGCUUGAACAAGUCAAAGGCACCGAGGACCCAGCGCUGGUUCUGCACCUGACCUCCGUUCUGUUGUUCCAGCUCUCAACACACCACAUGCUUCAUGCACCUGGCAGAUGUGUACCACAGGUCAUCAGCUUCCUCAGCAGCAAGAUUUCUGAGGAUCAAUACAAACUCCUAGUGAAGUAUCAAGGUCUAGUAGUGAAACAACUUGUAGGUCAACACCGAAAAAGCAAAGAGGACGAGGACUCUGGAGAACGCAGCAACCUUGAGAAAGAUGCAGAAAGUGAUGUAGAGGCAGUUCGAAAGGAGCUGCAAGAAUUAACUCCAUUUGUCAAAGAUCUCGUGCUGAAAGCCAGAAAAACUUCGGUGACAGAAGAGUGAAAUGAGAUCUUGUGGAAUGACUGAAUUUACCAAUCAGUAUGUACAUUAGAGAGUUAUAAAUGCCAUUUAAUAUUGAACAGAAUAAACUGCCAUAGAUCAUCUUGAUUAAAUUCAUAACAAUCCUUUUAAUAAAAUGUUGUACCUACAAGUCCUAUGUAUUUUGGAUUGUAACAUGAACAUUUAAUAGCUGGAUGUAACAGUGAUAUUUUUCUUAAUUGUCUAAUACAAUUCAGAUACAGAGAAAAAAUUUUACCAUUCUGCUCAGAUGAACUCUCGUUAAUCUGUUCAUUCUACCAUAUUUAUUUGAAUAUUCUUGACUUACAAAAUAGAAAAAUAAAUCUGCAGAUUGAUAAUGCUGCCAAAUCUCACUGCGCCAUUCUACCAGAAUCUUCACAGAAAUGGGCUACUGUUUUAGUCCCACAAAAAGAAGCUUUGUUGCAAAGGAGUAAACAGUCGAUAUUUCAGGCUGAGACCUUUCAUCAAGUCUCAGCCCGAAAUGCUGAAUGUUCAUUCAUUUCCAUAGAUGUUGCCUGACCUGCUGAGUUCCUCCAGUGUUUUGUGUGUGUUGCUCUGGUUGUCCAGCAUCUGCAGAACCUCUUGUGUCUCUGAUGCUUCAGAAUUUUUCAACAUAUCAUUCUACUGGUAGCCUGGUAAGACACAGUACUAGCAAGUGUUGUCCAAAUGGUGUAAAGCUGAAAUAAAUUGUUAGAGGCUAUUGUAGACAGGAAAAAAGAUGUACAAAAACAAGAGGGUUGUGAAUACUGGAACUCUGAAACAGAAAAAUGUCAUAGUUGGAAGAAAUAUUGAAGUACUGAAGAACUACCCAGUUCUGAUGAGAGGUCAGUAUAAAACAUGAGGUGCUUCUCUGCAAUGCCAACUGCCUCAGCUGUUGAGGACUUCCAGUACGUUUCUGUUCUUAUUUAGGAAAAAACAAAGAUAGUUAAAAAAAAAUAUUGGUGUCACCUUGCACCACAAUGUCUUAAAUAGCAAACAAAAUUCAAAGCUUGAUAAUCUGGAAUAAAAAUACUUGAUUAAAAACUCAUUGAUUUUAAACAUUAA